AUCGGCCCACGGCAGGAGGGCUGUCUCCCGCUCUCCCCCAUCCCCUGCCAUGGGCAGGGCCUGGCCAGGGUAUAAAUAGGUCAGACUGUCGGGCUUUCCCCACUCUUUCUUUCUCCCCAGACCUCUCUCCUCAGUGCUUCCUCUCUCGGCCUGCCCCAGAUCCCGACUGCCGCCAUGGCAUGCCCCCUGGAGAAGGCUCUGGAUGUGAUGGUGUCCACCUUCCACAAGUAUUCGGCCAAGGAAGGUGACAAGUUCAAACUCAACAAGUCAGAGCUAAAGGAGCUGCUGACCCGGGAGCUGCCCAGCUUUUUGGGGAAAAGGACAGACGAAGCUGCGUUCCAGAAGCUUAUGAGCAACUUGGACAGCAACAGGGACAACGAGGUAGACUUCCAGGAGUACUGUGUCUUCCUGUCCUGCAUCGCCAUGAUGUGUAACGAGUUUUUUGAAGGCUUCCCUGAUAAGCAGCCCCGGAAGAAAUGAAGGCUCCUCAGAAGUGGGUCGGGGGGGCCCUGUCAGCCGGGGCUUCUCUCUCUCUUGCAGGGUGGGGCACAGUGCCUUAACCUGGCUCCUACACGUGUGUACAUGAUGUUGAGCAAGUUCAAUAAAAAUUCUUAGAAGCUAUAA
This is a messenger RNA of Manis pentadactyla (Chinese pangolin), 624 nucleotides long. RefSeq names its product S100 calcium binding protein A4 (gene S100A4). Gene Ontology annotation, molecular function: RAGE receptor binding; transition metal ion binding; calcium ion binding. NCBI's taxonomy places the organism in Eukaryota, Metazoa, Chordata, Mammalia, Pholidota, Manidae. The record is from RefSeq and is a predicted model, not a curated record. The coding region runs from base 175 to 480 and encodes 101 amino acids. The transcript is spliced from 3 exons. Gene Ontology annotation, biological process: positive regulation of canonical NF-kappaB signal transduction. Gene Ontology annotation, cellular component: cytoplasm; nucleus; perinuclear region of cytoplasm.